AUGUCUGGUCAAAUCGGUUCUAAUUCGGAGGAUGAUGUUGAUUUUGUGCCAUCAACUAAUGUUGAAGAAAUACAAUCUGUUAGUAAUACAUUAGAUGAUAAUACAGGGAGAAAAAGAACUUCUCGUUCAUGGGAUCAUUUUACUCGACAAGAAAUUGAUGGUAAAAUUAAAGCAAUUUGUAAUCACUGCGGGCGUAAGUUGGUGGGAGGAAGUACUGCGGGGACUACACAUUUAAAUACUCACGUGAAGAGGUGUCCAGUUAGAAAGGCCCAACUUGCUGCUAAUCCAACUACAAGUCCUUCAGUUCCUUUCAAUUUGGAUCCUAAUUUAGCAAGGAUCAAAUUGGCUCAAAUGAUCGUUAAGCAUGAGUAUCCAUUGUCCAUGGUUGAGCAUAGCGGGUUCAUCGAAUAUUCAAGUACUCUGUGUCCUACAUUUCAAAUGGUGUCAAGGAAUAUGGUUAGGUCUGACAUCAUGAAAAUGUAUAAAGCUGAGAAAGAAAAAUGUAGGCAAAGUUUGGAAAAAAGUAAGAGUAGAAUAGCCAUAACCAGUGACAUGUGGACUGCUAAUCAUCAGAAGAGAGGAUAUAUGGCUGUAACAACUCAUUUUAUUGAUGAUUGUUGGAACUUGCACAAUCAGAUUCUGAGUUUUAAGUAUGUUCCAUGCCCUCACGAUGCUCCAGCACUACUUGAGGCACUAAGAUCUUGUCUUAAUGAAUGGAAAAUAGAAGACAAGAUCAGUACAGUGACUCUCAAUAAUUGUAGUGCAAAUGAUGCUAUGAUUGACCUUUUGAAAGGACAAUUUGAGACUGACAGUUUUAGUUUGAAGGGAAAGUUGCUACAUGUGCGUUGUUGUGCACAUAUUUUAAAUCUAAUUGUCAAGGAUGGCUUAUCUGUCAUUGGUGAUAGUGUUGACAAAAUUCGAGACAAUGUUGCUUAUUGGUCGGGCACACCAAAAAGAGAUGAAAAAUUUGAGGACACUGCUCGUCAACUUGGAGUACCAUACACAAAAAAAUAUCACUUGAUUGUGUAA
Cannabis sativa is the source of this 1029-nucleotide messenger RNA. Its product is annotated as zinc finger BED domain-containing protein RICESLEEPER 2-like. The record is from RefSeq and is a predicted model, not a curated record. The transcript has a single exon. The coding region runs from base 1 to 1029 and encodes 342 amino acids. Lineage: Eukaryota; Viridiplantae; Streptophyta; Magnoliopsida; Rosales; Cannabaceae. Gene Ontology annotation, molecular function: DNA binding.